AUGCCAAUGGGCGCUGUGUCAGCCUACCAAAUCAUCAUCGCAUGGGUCGCCAACUCCUUCCCGCGACCGUUGGUCAAGCGUUCUGCCGCCAUCGCCAUCGCCAAUAUGCUCGGUAACACGGCGUCGAUCUAUGGCAGCUACAUGUGGCCCUCCUCUUCCGGACCACGAUACAUUCCGGGAGGAGGCGCUACCGCCGGCGUUGCCUUUCUCGUGGCCGUGUUGGCGUUUAUCAUUCGGAUGGUACAUGCACGUAUGAAUCGAAAAUUGGAUGACGAGGAGGGUCCGGAGGCGGAAGGAGUAGAUGUGGCCGAAAGACCGGUGCAGUUUAGAUAUAUUCUUUAG
Molecule: messenger RNA, 342 nt
Organism: Aspergillus melleus
Lineage: Eukaryota; Fungi; Ascomycota; Eurotiomycetes; Eurotiales; Aspergillaceae
Exons: 1
Coding region: 1-342 (113 amino acids)
Cellular component (GO): membrane
Molecular function (GO): transmembrane transporter activity
Source: RefSeq, a predicted model, not a curated record